This is a messenger RNA of Andrographis paniculata, 1920 nucleotides long. RefSeq names its product 25S rRNA (cytosine-C(5))-methyltransferase NSUN5. The transcript has 14 exons. Gene Ontology annotation, cellular component: nucleolus. NCBI's taxonomy places the organism in Eukaryota, Viridiplantae, Streptophyta, Magnoliopsida, Lamiales, Acanthaceae. The record is from RefSeq and is a predicted model, not a curated record. Gene Ontology annotation, biological process: rRNA base methylation. The coding region runs from base 95 to 1696 and encodes 533 amino acids. Gene Ontology annotation, molecular function: methyltransferase activity.
UUUGUUCGGGUUGGGUUUAAUUUUGACACCCACCCGAAACCCACAAAAAGAACACGGCUUGUGUAGGUUUAUUGAGUGAUUCCCGUGGUCGGUCAUGGUGCGGAGGAAUCCGGCUGCGGGGUCGUCGGCCAUGGACCGGCGGAAGGUCGAGGAGAAGCGGCCGAGCAAUGUUCAGAGGUCGGCUUAUUUUGCCCGGAGAGAAGCGGCUAAGGUUCUGCGGAGCACGCUCCAGGGCGAUGCUCGGCGCAAGGCUAUUGGCUCGAUUAAGUCGCUUGUUUACAGCCCUUCUGUAAGGAACAAGAAGGCUACUUAUGCUCUGGUCUGCCAAACUCUUAAGCAUCUUUCAGUUAUUAAAGAAGUGAUGCAGGAGGCAGAUGUUUUGAAUGCCAAGUGGAAGAAGCAGAAAGACUUAAUGUAUGUCAUAGCAUAUGAUCUGCUUUUUGGGCAGAAUGAUUCAUUAACGGGUGAUGCUGAAAAGUAUCUGAUGCUACGAAAGGAUGCAUUGGGGUCAGCUCUGUCACAGAUUAUAAAGCGCAAAGGGGUGAGAAAUGUAGAGGACUUGGUGAAUCUUGGUGAGUCAGAUUUACGAAAACCUCGAUAUGUUCGUGUCAACACUCUGAAGAUAGACACUGAACUUGCCUUACAUGAACUGAAACAAGAACAUGAGGUCCAGCAAGACAACAUUGUACCAGAUUUAUUGAUUCUUCCACCUGGUGCAGAUUUACACAAUCAUUCUCUAGUAAUAAAUGGAGACAUUUUUUUGCAGGGUAAAGCUAGUUCCAUGGCAGCCAUAGCUCUUGGACCAAAACCUGGGUGGGAGGUCAUUGAUGCCUGUGCAGCUCCUGGGAACAAAACUGUGCACCUUGCAGCUCUUAUGAAGGGCCAGGGAAAAAUUAUAGCUUGUGAACUUGAUGAGGAAAGAGUCAAACGACUGAAACACAAUGUUAAAUUGGCUGGGGCCACAAAUGUGAAAGUUAAACAUUGUGACUUUUUAAGUCUGGACCCUAAAGAUCCUUCAUAUUCAAAGGUCCGGGCUAUACUUUUAGAUCCAUCAUGUUCUGGAUCAGGAACUGCAUUGGAGAGAUUAGAUCAUUUACUUCCAUCACAUACUGCAGGUAGCUCUGGUCAUGUAGAAACAAAAAGACUUCAAAAGCUUGCCGGUUUUCAGAAGAAGGUUCUAGAGCAUGCAUUGUCUUUCCCAGCUGUGGAGAGAAUUGUUUACAGCACUUGUUCAAUACAUCAAAUUGAAAAUGAAGAUGUUGUUAAGUCUGUUCUGCAUCUGGCUUUGUCUCAUGGCUUUCAGUUGGCCACAGCACUUCCCCCGUGGCCUCGCCGCGGUCUCCCAGCAUUCGAUGGGUCUGAGCACUUGUUACGAACUGAUCUGACAGUAGACAAAGAAGGUUUUUUCAUUGCUCUGUUUGUUCGGAAAAGUAAUUAUCAAUCAGGAGAUCCUGGAAGAACUGCAGGAAACUGCCAUAGCCAGGUUCACAAGAGAAGAAGUACCUGUCAAAGUAGAAAACCGUUGAAUAUUUUCGUUGCAAAAAUGCUUAAGGUGCACCACAAAUUAUCUUUCGCAAGAAAGCCACGUAAUUAUCAAUCAGGCGAUCAUAGAAGAAAUGCAGAGAAGUGCAAUGUUCUUGUCUAUCGAAGCAGCACUUGUGGAAGUAGAAAAGCUUCGAAUAUUUUGGUUGCUUAAAGUGCACUCCCAAGUCUUUCCCCAAAAAAGUGAAGUUAGCUGAGGUACGUCCAUAGGCAUCGAAGAUCUUGAUAUAUCGUUGCGAAAUUCGUCUACAUUCCAUUCCUCCAUUGGUUUAUUUAUAUAGCAUAACAUUCUGAAAAGUUCUAACUUUUAAGGCAGAGCAAAACCUGCACACAUGACAUAAAUGUUAUCAAAUUUUUGUUAAUUGUUUCUUUUCGGUA